Ricinus communis (castor bean) is the source of this 1303-nucleotide messenger RNA. RefSeq names its product 2-hydroxy-palmitic acid dioxygenase mpo1. Lineage: Eukaryota; Viridiplantae; Streptophyta; Magnoliopsida; Malpighiales; Euphorbiaceae. The record is from RefSeq and is a predicted model, not a curated record. The coding region runs from base 8 to 907 and encodes 299 amino acids. The transcript has 5 exons. Gene Ontology annotation, cellular component: endoplasmic reticulum. Gene Ontology annotation, biological process: sphingoid catabolic process.
GAAAAACAUGAAUAAAAUAAAUAACAGGCAAACAACUUCGACUUUGACAAGUAGAGCAGCAGAAGGAAACGAUUGGCUUCAGUCAUUAGCAUACAGGACCAAACCAGCCUUUCAUGGCUUCUCUGUUUCCAUGACUGAUCAGUCUAUGAAAAUAUCCCCAUAUUAUUAUUCUCUAAAGAUCUAUCAUAAUACCUUCUUCUUUUUUUUUACAAAACCAGAUAAAACCCAUUAUUCUUUUCCAAGAAAAGCCAUCAACUUUCUUCCAAAUUCUCUCUCUUUCUUUCGCUUUUCCUUGAAAUCCAUAAUGGGAAAGUCUGGAUUUUUUGAUUUAGAGAAGCAUUUUGCAUUCUAUGGGGCGUAUCAUAGUAACCCAGUAAACGUAUUGAUUCAUAUGAUAUUUGUUUGGCCAAUCUUUUUCACUGCUCUUCUUAUCCUUUACUUCACACCUUCUGUAUUUAAUCUAAAGAUGUCUCUUUUAUGCCAUGGUGAUAUUGUUCUUCUUUUCAAUUUUGGCUUCUUGUUUGCUUUGAUUUAUGCCUUGUUUUAUAUCUUUCUUGAUGCUAAAGCUGGUUCCUUGGCGGCUCUGCUGUGUGCUUUUUGUUGGGUGGCUAGUUGUUCUUUAGCUAGGUGGCUUGGGUUUUCCCUUGCUUGGAAGGUCGUUUUGGUGGCUCAAAUUGUUUGUUGGACUGGACAAUUCAUUGGUCAUGGGGUCUUUGAGAAAAGAGCACCUGCUCUUCUGGACAAUCUUGCUCAAGCAUUUAUAAUGGCUCCCUUCUUUGUGCUGCUGGAGGCUCUUCAAAUCUUCUUUGUUUACGAGCCAUAUCCAGGGUUUCAUGCAAAUGUUCAAGUGAAGAUUGAAGCUGAAAUCAAUCAGUGGCAAGAGAAGAAGGAGAAGUUGCUUGCUUAAAAUGAUCAUCCAAAUCAAUCUGAAGCAAUGUAACGUUCUCUUCCUUUGCCCUCUCUUCCUCGAGAGUUUUCAGCUCCAUGAAUAGAUUCUCAGCUACAUGGUUAUUUGUCAUUAUCAUGUAUAUCGCCCAUGACAGAGUUGUUGCUGUUGUGUCUCGGCCAGCAAUCACAAAAUUGAGGACAAUAUCUCUCAAACUUUUGUCUGUCAAAUUGUUAUCUGGGUCUUCACCUAACUCAAUAAACCUUGAUAAUAUAUCAUGCUUUACCUGAAAUAUCCAUAUUAGUUGGUUAGUAAAGAAAAGUAUCCGUUAUCAUUCUUCUGCAGAGAAGAAUUGGUCGUUGUAAUGGUACCUUGUUAUUAUUUCUGGUCUUUCGAGCUUCUUCUACUUCUGCCUUC